CUGUUUACUCGGCAUUGCUGUGUUGCAUUAUUGCCGUAGACUAGAUAAUUUUGUGCUGAUGUAGAAUCUCGACACUCCAUUAGUAAAAGAAAGAUGACUAUGUCAAAUGAAGAACGGAAGAAGUUAGCUGAAAAACUGGAUCAGGAAUUGGAUGAAUUUAUUGGAGGAUUAGAAAAACGAUCAUAUACCGAAGGAUGGCCAGAAGACCGUUGGGAAGAGGAAAUGGAAAAGCAUCCGUUCUUCAUGUCUAAAGCACCAGAAGCUGGAGAGCCUUUGUCACCACUAAUGGAGGGACUCCAGCAGCUCAAAUACAGUGAAACUGAUAACACACCUCAAGAUUUGGCAGCUGCAUAUAAAGAAGAUGGAAACUAUAAUUUCAAGUUAAAAAAAUAUCGCCUUGCAAUAAUAAGCUACACAGAAGGACUAAGGCAGCGAUGUGGAGACUCCCACCUUGAAUCAGAAUUGUAUAAUAACCGAGCAGCAGCACAUUUCUUCUUGAAAAACUACAGGUCAUGUCUGUUUGACUGUCGAGCAGCACUGAAAAUUAGGCCAUGUUACUCCAAGGCACAGGCCCGUGCAGCUCAGUGCUGCAUGUUUCUGCAACGAUACGAUGACUGCAUCACUCUCUGUGAGAAGAUGCUGGUUGAUUGUCCCACUGACAAAACUACUCUGGAACUUCGAGCCAAGGCUAUGGCAGGAAAGAAAAUAGAAGAGCGAAAUGCCCGGAAGCAAAAUAUGGCUAAAAGAAAGGAAGAAGAGAGGGAUCAGGCGUUGCUGACAGCCAUAAAAGAGAGAGGCAUUCAGAUAAAAGGGACAGAUCUGUCCAUGUCAACACUAGAACCAUGCAGUCCAAUGGUCGCACAGGGGCGUGUCCACUUGGAUGACAGUGGCAGCUUGGUGUGGCCUGUCAUGUUCCUAUAUCCAGAGUACCAAGUCACUGACUUCGUUCAAGAAUUCCAUGAGGACAACACGUUCUCACAACAUCUCAGUACCAUGUUCGAAUCACCUCCUGAGUGGGAUAAGGAUUCCUCUUACAUUCUUUCUGAGCUUAACAUAUAUUAUGAGUGCCAAUCUGAUCGUACACUGCAUCCAGUUGAUGCCUGUGAUACACUUGGUCAAGUUCUACCAAAACAAAGUUAUGUGGUAUGUGGAGGUACACCAUGUUUCUUGGUGACUGUUAGAGGAAGCAAAGCUGAAUGUUGUCUGCUGGCCAGAUAUUCGUAACAGAGAGGUACACAGAUACUUGAUGAAGUGAUUCAAGAGGUUGAGUCGGCACCCCCGCAGGUAGCUUGAGCUUCAUUUCUCUGAAGAAAACAGCUGGGACAAGACACUCUGCAAACACAACUCCUUUAUCAGCUAUGAGGCGACC
This is a messenger RNA of Zootermopsis nevadensis, 1369 nucleotides long. It is a transcript of the gene Dpit47, whose product is annotated as DNA polymerase interacting tpr containing protein of 47kD. NCBI's taxonomy places the organism in Eukaryota, Metazoa, Arthropoda, Insecta, Blattodea, Termopsidae. Gene Ontology annotation, biological process: protein folding. Gene Ontology annotation, molecular function: Hsp90 protein binding; Hsp70 protein binding. Gene Ontology annotation, cellular component: cytosol; nucleus. The record is from RefSeq and is a predicted model, not a curated record.